GGAAUACCACUGAAUACACACUUCUGGACCCUUAUCUUCUUAUCGCUCGUGGAGGACGAGAGGAGCACCUGUCGUCCAGUGUGUUUGCCCCGACAAUGGUCUACAAAGCGUUUCCUAUUUGAUGGUGAGGAGACACUCUCGUCCGACUACAUAUAUCGGUGUAAUGUCCAGUCCCUUCCAGUCCGUCUUCCUUUACCUACACACCUGAUCCAUCGUUCCAGUCCUUCGUCCUUUGAACAUCAUCCCCCUGUCAAUCAUGGUUCUCGAGCGAGUCAAGCAGUUGGCACAGCAAGUGUCCAACACUGUCUCUCCCCCUCAUCCUUUUGACCCUCUUUCUUCCAUAGAAAUCGAGAGUGCUGCGUCUCUCCUCCGCUCUCAGUACGGCAAACUAUACUACAAUGCCGUUACGCUGCUCGAGCCUCCCAAGGCUCAAAUGUUGAAAUGGUUGGCCGAUCCCGACCACACCCCCAGACCACACCGUAUGGCCGAUAUCGUCGUCAUCACGCCUGAAGGCAAAAUAUACGAUGGCCACGUCGAUAUCACCGAGCAGAAGGUUAUCAAAUGGCAACAUACCCCUGGCGUCCAGCCGCUGAUCACGACCGAAGACUUGUGUGCCGUUGAAGAGGUCAUGCGCAAAGACCCCGGCGUCAUUGAGCAGUGUGGUAUUCUUGGUAUUCCUCCCCAGGAUAUGCACAAGGUCUACUGUGAUCCCUGGACCAUCGGCUACGACGAACGAUUUGGCACUGGAGUGAGGCUCCAACAGGCUUUGAUGUAUUACCGACCUCACAUCGAUAACUCUCAGUACACCUACCCUCUGGAUUUCUGUCCCAUCUACGACUCGAACAAGGGACAAAUCAUCCAUAUCGAUGUACCAAAGAUUCGUCGACCUCUGAGCAAGGCUCCUCCCAACGACUACCACGUCAAGUCCAUCGAAGAGCUAGGUGGCUACAGAACCGACAUCAAGCCCAUCAACAUCACCCAGCCAGAGGGUGUCAGUUUCAAGGUCAAAGGCCGCAUCAUCGAGUGGCAAAACUGGUCUGUCCACGUCGGUUUCAACUACAAAGAAGGCAUCGUCCUGGGCAAUAUCACCUACUUCGACAAAGUCGAGAACAAAGCCCGACCGGUCUUUUACAGACUGUCUCUAGCCGAGAUGGUCGUCCCCUACGGUAACCCGGAACACCCCCAUCAACGCAAACACGCCUUCGACCUCGGUGAGUAUGGUGGCGGUUACAUGACCAACCCUCUCAGCCUAGGCUGCGACUGCAAGGGUAGCAUCCACUACAUGGACGCCGAAUUCGUGAACAAGGCCGGCGCGGCCAUCACCAUCAAGAACGCCAUCUGUAUCCACGAGGAAGACGCCGGUAUUCUCUUCAAGCACAGUGAUUUCCGUGACGACUUCCAGUCCACCAUGGUCACCCGCGCCCGGAAACUGAUCAUCAGCCACAUCUUUACCGCUGCCAACUAUGAGUACUGCGUAUACUGGAUCUUCCACCAAGACGGAACCGUCCAACUCGAGAUCAAACUCACUGGCAUUCUCAACACGUACUCCCUGCUCCCCGGCGAGGACACCAAGGGCUGGGGCACGGAAGUCUACCCAGGUGUCAACGCCCACAAUCACCAACAUCUGUUCUGUCUGCGAAUUGACCCGAACAUCGACGGACCGAACAACACCGUCUUCCAGGUCGACGCGGCUCAAGGUCCUGGCGAAGUCGGAUCCGAAGAGAACUUCUACGGCAACGCCUUCUACGCGAAGAAGAAGAAGUAUACGAACCCCAUCGAGGCCAUGUCCGACUACGACGGAUCCACCUCUAGAACUUGGGAGAUGUGCAACGAGAACAAAUUGAACCCCUACUCGCACAAGCCUGUCUCGUACAAGCUGGUCAGCAGGGAAGUUCCAGGGCUGUUGCCCAAGAAAGGAGGCCUGGUCUGGAAACGUGCCGGUUUCGCCCGUCAUGCCGUGCAUGUUACAAAGUACGCCGACGACCAAAUCCACCCGGCUGGCCGCCACGUCCCCCAGACAUCUGGAGAACCGUCGAUGGGAUUGCCGCAAUGGAUCGAAGCCAAUCCCUCCGAGAAGAUCGAUAACGAAGACGUUGUGCUCUGGCACACUUUCGGCAUCACGCACUUCCCGUCGCCAGAAGAUUACCCCGUCAUGCCUGCGGAGCCGAUGACCCUGCUGUUGCGCCCGAGAAACUUCUUCGUGCGGAAUCCGGCGCUCGAUGUGCCACCCAGCUAUGCAAGGACACCCAGCCAAGUCCUCGCUGGCAAGUCCGGAAACGGAUGCAAGGACAAGGCAAGCGUCUAUGUCUAGACGAAGCAUAUCCCGGUUCGAGUGUAUAUCGGAAGGAUAGGAUCGUGGGAAAUUUAUAUGUCUUUGAUGAUUUAGCGAAAAUUGAAAUUGAAAAUGUCCCAUGAGAUUUUAUAGGGGUAUGCAACAUAUUCAUGUUCAUCAGGAUGUCGAUGAUUCAUCUCCAAAGUACAAUAUCUAUAUCUAUUAGCAUAAUCACAAGCAAAAUUUCAAGUGUUGUUUGGGAUCGCC
Messenger RNA from Exophiala xenobiotica, 2539 nucleotides. RefSeq lists its product as uncharacterized. The transcript has 2 exons. Gene Ontology annotation, molecular function: primary methylamine oxidase activity; copper ion binding; quinone binding. Bases 257 to 2311 code for a protein of 684 amino acids. The record is from RefSeq and is a predicted model, not a curated record. NCBI's taxonomy places the organism in Eukaryota, Fungi, Ascomycota, Eurotiomycetes, Chaetothyriales, Herpotrichiellaceae. Gene Ontology annotation, biological process: amine metabolic process.